UCGUUCAAAGUUCAGGGAGCUCGAAACGACGUCACAAACCUGAUCAUGGCAGUUACAUUUCACUGCAAAUUAUUAACGGAAACCAAAGACUUGGAAUAUUUCUAUUCCGCCUAAGCUAAAUUCCUAACAACCUCCCCUAUUUUCUCUCCCAAAUCUCAACACCUUUAACACUCACACUAACCAAAUAAACUCUACACCAGUAAUACAAAACCACGCCUGAAAUUACCAAAUGACGUACACCAAAUCAGAUUCCGACGACUCAACAAGCAUCUCAUCUCCGCCGCCGGCGUACACCGUGGAAAAUCCACCGUCAGACGCUCCAGACUUGUCAUCAGCCAAUGCCUCGCCGACUGUCACUAGUCCAGGGUUCUCGCCGCGGCGUUCUUCCUUUUCCCGCCACUCAGGAGUCUCAUCAGCCAAUGCUCCGCCGCCUUUCGCUAUUCCAGCGAACUCGCCGCGGCGUUCUUCCUCUUCCCGCCACUCAGUAGUCUCGUCGUCGUGCAGCAGAAUUUCUGGCCCUUACGCGAAGAUCCUGGCCGACAGGGAGAAGAAAGAAGCCGAGAGGCUUAACAGGAUUAGAGAGUGGAGAUUUAGCGUUAUUCGCGAAGAGGAAGAAGAAGAUGGAAAACUGUUUUAUUUUAGGAGCAAUAGUGAUUUUGAUGAUGAAGUUUCGCGACGGUUUCAUAUUUCGCUUGCGGUUUUAGGGCUUAUUCUGAUGCUUUGCACGUUUUGUUUCAUUAUUCGGAGUUCUAUCAGGCCGUUUCCACCACGAAUCAUUGUUAAGAGUUUGAGAGUGCAUCAUUUUUAUUUCGGUCAAGGAUCAGACUCGACAGGUGUACCGACAAAGAUGAUAACGAUGAAUUGUUCAUUAGAGAUUAAAGUUGAUAAUUAUGCCAAGUAUUUUGGGAUUUAUGUUAGCUCGAUGCCUAUUAAUCUCAUGUACUCUGAAAUCACAGCUGCUUCCGGCGAGUUGAAGGAAACUUAUCAAUCAAGAAAGAGCGAGAUGACGGAGUUUGUGAAUCUUGAAGGUGUCGGAGUUCCUCUAUACGGUGCAGGGUUGAAUUUGGUGAUUUCCGACUCGCAUAUGAAUCAAACAGUACCAUUUAAGUUACGUUUUGAUGUUCAGUCGCGAGGAAAUGGUCUGGGGAGAUUGGUGAGUUCAAAGUAUACAAGGCGUAUUUCUUGUUCUUUUGCUAUUCAAUCUGGUAGUUAUAAUAAUAAACCUAUCAUUUUUGAGAAUGAUUCAUGUGCAUAUGAUUGAUUCAUUUGGAUUUCCACGUAGAAUAUAGUUGUAAUAAUACAAAAUAGAUUUCGUUCUUACUAAGUAGUUGUUAUUUGUGUAGAUAUAAAUAUUUUCUUACCAGGAAAUAUUCUCAUUGCUUUGUCGAGUUAUUGAA
Messenger RNA from Mercurialis annua (annual mercury), 1397 nucleotides. RefSeq lists its product as uncharacterized. The transcript has 3 exons. The record is from RefSeq and is a predicted model, not a curated record. The coding region runs from base 230 to 1261 and encodes 343 amino acids. NCBI's taxonomy places the organism in Eukaryota, Viridiplantae, Streptophyta, Magnoliopsida, Malpighiales, Euphorbiaceae. Gene Ontology annotation, cellular component: plasma membrane.